GGGGAGGAGGAGCAGGAAAGGGGAUGAAGGCAGGGAGGGGAGAGCUCGCAUCCUGAGCUCUUCCUGCUGGAGCGGGAGUGGUAGUCCCACAAAGGGCUGAAGCACAGUGUGCUGGGGAGGCUGCCGCGGAGCUGUCACCGGCAGAGUCAGUGACCCAGCGAGCUCAGGCUGGAGCAGGGAGCUGGCUAGGGACAGCCAGCAGGACCCAGUGGGUUGGAACCAGGCUGCAUUGGAGCUCAGACUGUGCCCCAGGCCACAGACCCUGCCCCAGGCAAGCCGGGGACGCCUCUGUCCUGCUCAGGUCCCCAAGCAGCACCCUCAGGCCUCAUUCCUUGGGCGUGGCCCCGGGGUGGACGAUGGCCGGGAGCACCUCCAUUGAUGCGGUGAAGAAGAAGAUCCAGAGCCUGCAGCAGGUGGCGGACGAGGCUGAGGAGCGUGCGGAGCAUCUGCAGAGGGAGGUGGAUGCUGAGAGACAGGCCAGGGAGCGGGCUGAGUCUGAUGUGGCCUCCCUGAACCGCCGUAUCCAGCUGGUGGAAGAGGAGCUGGACCGAGCCCAGGAGCGCCUGGCCACUGCGCUGCAGAAACUGGAGGAGGCUGAGAAAGCAGCUGAUGAGAGCGAGAGAGGCAUGAAAGUCAUCGAGAACCGGGCCAUGAAGGAUGAGGAGAAAAUGGAGCUCCAGGAGAUGCAGCUGAAAGAGGCCAAGCACAUAGCUGAGGAGGCCGACCGCAAAUACGAGGAGGUUGCCCGUAAGCUGGUGAUCAUUGAGGGGGAGCUGGAGCGCUCGGAAGAAAGGGCGGAGGUUGCAGAAAGCCGAGUGAGACAGCUGGAAGAGGAGCUGCGCACCAUGGACCAAACCCUCAAAUCCCUGAUGGCCUCAGAGGAAGAGUACUCCACCAAGGAAGAUAAGUACGAGGAGGAGAUCAAGCUGCUGACAGACAAACUGAAGGAGGCUGAGACCCGAGCGGAGUUUGCUGAGCGAUCCGUGGCCAAGCUGGAGAAAACCAUUGACGACUUAGAAGCGCGCUCCCAGCAGGAGGCGGAGAAAAACCGUAUUCUCACUAACGAACUGCGGGUCAUCCUUAACGAACUUAACAACUGAGCCAGCCUCAGCCCAUGCCCUGCUUAUGUCAUGUAGCCUGUGUCUCCUGGGGUGUUCCAGCCCCAUCGCCCGCCCCCUCCAUUGCCCAGGACAUUCCCUGCAGCUCUGAGUCCUGGUAACAGGUUCCACCAGGCCAGCUGGGCCUGGGGAGUCCCUGCCCUCACCCUGCUGCUGGGUACUUGGCACAUGGACCCUCACCCCCUGGCCUUACAGUUCAGAGUGACCAGCCUGCUCUGAACAGCUGGAGACUCCUGCCUCCUGAGCUGGUUGAUUUUGCCCAGGGGGGAGCCUGCUGCCAUCAUGACCCAGAGCCCCCACCUUCCCCACAGGGGCACUGCUGAGCCAGCACCAGCUGCCCAGGCUGGGGAGGGAGUGCCCAUGUGAUGGGCUGAGCCACCUGAACCCUGCCUACUCCCUCCCUACAUUGUAGUGCUCCCCAAGGCAAGGGGACAGCCAGCCCCCCACCGGCUCUACCAGGAAACCACUCUUCCUAAACCACUCAACUGCUGCAGGCAAAGGCUGUCUGGAUACUGCUCUUGCAGGUCAUAGAAUCAUAGAAUAUCAGGGUUGGAAGGGACCCCAGAAGGUCAUCUAGUCCAACCCCCUGCUCGAAGCAGGACCAAUUCCCAGUUAAAUCCAGCUUCUCCAGCUCCAGGAACUGUAAGGAACAGGGUGGGAGUCCAGCUAUUCCGGCCCCAGCCUCUCCCAGCAGGUGCUCUAGGCAGCAGGGCAGCGGCUUUGGCUGCAGGUGGACCUCAUGGAAACGCCUGUCCCAGCAAAGGCUCCGGUAGGCAGCAGGACAGAGGCUCUGGAAGGGUGAGCUCCCAGCUGAGGGUGUCAUGGCAAGUCUCAUUCCAGCGGAAGUGAUGUAGGGGACAGCGCAGAAGCGCUGGCUGUGGGCAGGUUCCCCUGUAGCAUGUUCUGUACACGAGGGCUGGAAGAACUGGCUCCUGCAGUUUCGUUAGUGCUGGUCUCUCUUCCCUCUGUGCUGUCCUCUCUCCUCCUGAGCUGCUGCCUUGCCACUGCUCCAUGGAUCACCACUCCCAGUUGAAUCACGGAGCAGCUGGGCAGUGCUAUGCACCUUUCAUCGGUCCGUGGGCAGGACUCUCUGGGGAUGGACCUGGCUCUGCUGGAAGCACAUGGCUGUGGAAAUGGGGCUGUGCCAUCUGACAGCCCCAUGUGCAGUAGCACCCUGCAGGGAGCACAGGCAGAAGCCGUGGGUGUGAAGUUAGGCUGCCAGAAUCUGAUUGGUCUAAGCACCCUACCUGGCCUCUGAGCUAUUGCUGCUCUGUGAGGUCGGGCCGUGUCCCUGGUAAGGCCUUGGCUUGGAGCUGGGGUACGUUAUGGUGCUGUGUGGAAAUGCUGUUCCCCAGCGACACUGAAAUGUCCAUUUGUGUCUGUGUGUCUGGGUUUGAUCCUGUCUGGCUCGGUCUGUCUGUCCCUGUGUAUGGAUGGGUCUGUCUCCGUGUGUCUUGGCUUGGUCUGUCUGGGCGGGUGGCUCGGUUGGUCUGUCCCUGAGCAUGGGUGGGCCUGUCUCCUUGCGUGUCUGUCUGUGUGUGAUUUGUGUCCGUUUUUCUGUCCAUCCGUGUGGCUGAUCACGUGUGGCUGGCAUCUGCGUUUGUCUGUCUGGAUGUGUGUCUGGAUGUCCUUUGUGUUUACAGAGAAUCUGGCCAGUGCCAAAGAGGAGAACGUUGGCAUUCACCAAGUUCUAGACCAGACCCUGCUGGAGCUGAACAACCUCUGAGCCGCUUGAAGAGCCCCACUCUAUCCACCUGCCCCUGCACCUGAACCCCAUUGGCACCCUCUGGAGGCACCAAGUGAACUGCGUCAUGGCCAAAGCCACACAUCCAUGAGAAGGGAAACCCUGCGGCCCAUACCCUGGCCCUGGGGCAUCUUGUCUGUGCACAGCCAGAUCGGCUCUGUCCUGUCUUCAUGUCCAAAUAUUAAAGCAAGUUUAACAAGAUA
Caretta caretta (loggerhead turtle) is the source of this 3065-nucleotide messenger RNA. RefSeq names its product tropomyosin 2 (gene TPM2). NCBI's taxonomy places the organism in Eukaryota, Metazoa, Chordata, Testudines, Cheloniidae. The record is from RefSeq and is a predicted model, not a curated record.